CUCCACGCCAAGCGGACGCGAAACGGCCCCAAAUGCCACACUAAAACAGCACAGUGCCAUCCAUUGCCCACAAAAGCCACAAACUAUAUACGAGACAGACAUCGGGCAACAAUAGUGAGCGAACCGACUUGCAAUCCUCAGUUCCGCGACUCGGGCCAAAGUUAUGUGAUUUAGCGUUAAUUGCGGAAUUUUUCGCAUCCUGCGUUCUAUUUUCACGCGUGGUCUUCGACGCGUGUGCGUGUGCCCGUGCGCAGGACAUAAAAGCUCCGAUUUUGUUGAUAUACGCAGUCCUUGCAAGGCCAUCGAACAGCUGGCAGUUCCUCAACUCGCGUCAGGCCCACAACCCAAACAAUAUUUAUAAUAUUUAUAAUUUUUAAACGACCAGAGAGCUAAUUCUGGCUGCUUUUAAACGCGGCUGCUAAUUUGUUAUUGAACUCCAGCCGAAAAGACCAAGCAGAGAGAUAACAACAUGUCUUCCAUGGCUGCAAUCGAUCAGAUCAAAAUUGGUCUCAAAAUGGUGGAUUUUAAGGUCCAACAACGUCGCUACAGGACCAGCGAAAAGACUGUCGUUAGCACCACCUACGGACCCAUCAAGGGCGUGAAGAGGAAGUCCAUCUACGGCCAGUCGUACUUCAGCUUCGAGAGGAUCCCCUUCGCCAAGCCGCCGGUGGGCGAGCUGCGCUACAAGGCCCCCCAGCCCCCGGAGGUCUGGACGGAGGUCAAGAGCUGCACCUCCCAGGGACCCAAGCCCCUCCAAAAGCACUUCGUGUUCGAAAUGACAGAUGGCUCCGAGGACUGCCUCUACCUCAAUGUCUACACCAAAAAUUUAUAUCCCACCAAACCAAUGCCUGUGAUGGUCUGGAUCUACGGAGGUGGUUUUCAGUUCGGCGAGGCCUCGCGGGAGUGCUACAGUCCAGAUUACUUGCUGCGUGAAGAUGUGGUGGUUAUUUCCAUCAACUAUAGAUUAGGACCGCUAGGAUUUCUCUGCCUCGACGAUCCCGAGCUCGAUGUCCCCGGCAAUGCUGGUCUCAAGGAUCAAGUGUUGGCCCUCCGUUGGGUCAAGGCCAACUGUUCCCGUUUCGGGGGAGACUCCGCAAAUAUUACUAUUUUCGGUGACAGUGCGGGAAGUGCUUCGGUCCACUACAUGAUGAUCACAGAGCAGACGCGCGGCCUUUUCCACAAGGCCAUCUGCAUGUCGGGAAACACGCUUUCCCCCUGGGCAGUGACUCCCCAGAGAAAUUGGCCCUAUCGACUGGCCGUUCAGGCGGGCUAUACGGGUGAAAAUAACACCCGCGAUGUCUGGGAGUUUCUGUACAACGCCAAGGGAUCCGACAUCAUCAAGGCCAACGGAGAACUGUGCAUCGACGAGGAGAAGAAGGAGCGAAUCGGCUUCUCAUUUGGGCCCGUGAUAGAACCCUAUGUAACCAGCCACUGUGUGGUGCCCACCAAGCCCAUCGAAAUGAUGCGCACCGCCUGGAGCAACAACAUCCCACUGAUCCUCGGAGGCGUCUCCAACGAAGGACUACUGUUGUACACCGAGACCAAGACGAAUCCCAAGUGUCUAAAUGAGUUGGACGACUGCCGGUUCGUGGUGCCCAUCGAGUUGAACAUGGACAGGGAGAGUGCCCUGUGCCGGGAGUACGGCGAUCAGCUGAAACAGUGCUACUACGGCGAUAAGACGCCGAGUCUGGACACCCUGCACGAAUAUCUUCAGAUGGUCUCCCACGAGUACUUCUGGUUCCCCAUCUACCGCACAGUAUUGUCCCGCCUGCAGUACGCCCGCAGUGCGCCGACGUACCUGUACCGCUUCGACUUCGACUCGAAGCACUUCAACCACCUGCGCAUCCUGAGCUGCGGCAAGAAGGUGCGCGGCACCUGCCACGGCGACGACCUGUCCUACUUGUUCUACAACUCGCUGGCGAGGAAGCUGAAGAACCACACGCGGGAGUACAAGUGCAUCGAGCGCCUGGUGGGACUGUGGACGCACUUCGCGGCCUGCGGAAAUCCCAACUUCGAUCCAGAGCAGGAGGACCUAUGGCAACCCGUCGAUCUGGAGUCCGUCGAGAAACACCAGCUGAAGUGCCUUAACAUAUCCGACGAGCUGAAGGUGAUCGAUGUGCCCGACCUUAAGAAGUUGAUGGUCUGGGAGAGCUUCUUCCGACGCGACGAAUUGCUGUAGGGAUUGGCAGAAAUCCAUCUAGACUAGAUCUUUAGCUUUACUUGUGCAGGGGUGGGUCACAUUCGGAGACCAAGAAUAAUGGGCUUGAAUAUUUGAAUAUUUUAAGAAACACAGGAAAUACUUCUUUCAUUCUAAGAUAUUUUCUACAAGCGAAUCUUAGUUUUUUCUGCAAUGAAAAGACCAUAUCCCCGAUAAAAGACCACCGUUUUAUGUUAAAAAGUGGUAAAUUUGACCACGUAGUGUUCAAUAUUUUUGAAACCCAUUUAAAGCGAGCCCACCCUAACCAUUAAGAUUCUGAAAGCUUUACGUUUAAGCCUCUGUUCGAAACAAUGCAAAGCGUAGCUUUAGUCCCGAAAUCAAGAGAGUUUACUGCUGUUAAGUUUGUUAACGAGAAGAAUUAUACGUGCGUUAAAGUUGAUCCGUUUCUGUCUAUAUCUUGUCGGAUCGAAUCUGUAGUUUAAGCAGGCUGUUUGUAUAUAGUUAUGACUCAUAACCCAUAAGUUUGAGCCAAGUCGCAACUGAAGUACCUUCUUUGAGAAACUACCAAACCAACUAAACCAAACUAAACAAGACAGCCUAGGAAUCUGAGCAUGAACUUAUAUUUAACGUUCCUUUAAGACUCGCUGAUAACUUUAAAAGGCCAACUAAUAUCAACUGUAUUUUAUACAACUAAAGUUCGAGAUUGUUUUAAGACCUCAGCACAAACUUAAGUUAAGAGUUCCAUUCUUUUCUUCCAUUACCCAACGCACGCACAUUUACAACAAGGAAAUUUCCAUUUGUGUUUCGAUAAGUCUAAAUCUUAGCGAGACAACUAGUUAACCAUAACAAAUUUCUUUAUAUUAUUAGCCUAAGUCUUUUUAGAUAUUUACCCUUUUGUAUGCAUAGGUUGUUUUUGGUAAAAUGUUAUAUUUGAACAAACAGACAACCUGUCCAAGUUUUACAUCGUUUAUAGAAUAUGAAAGGAAGAAACAAAAACUAUUUAUAUGAAGUCGUUUAUGAAUGUCCACAAGAAGAUUACGAUUUAAGUCAGCCGGCUAAACUAGUUUGCCUAAGAAUUCUCUAUGUAUCCGAGUUGGAAAUACAAAUUUAUUGUCGAAAAGCUUCAAAGCCUUGUGAUGCAAAGUAAUCUAUGAAAUUUAACGAUGAAUAAAUCCAUAUUUUAUAAAAAAUAA
Molecule: messenger RNA, 3351 nt
Organism: Drosophila biarmipes
Lineage: Eukaryota; Metazoa; Arthropoda; Insecta; Diptera; Drosophilidae
Product: esterase B1
Exons: 5
Coding region: 470-2179 (569 amino acids)
Molecular function (GO): cholinesterase activity
Source: RefSeq, a predicted model, not a curated record